Racocetra persica is the source of this 345-nucleotide messenger RNA. The record is from the annotation of a GenBank genome assembly. Lineage: Eukaryota; Fungi; Glomeromycota; Glomeromycetes; Diversisporales; Gigasporaceae.
UUUGUCAUGAAUGAUGAAAAAUUAUUAAUAUUCAAAGCUGACAGAACUGCGGCAAUCCGAAAAUUAGAAAACCUGGACAAAUUAGAAGAAAAAUUCGAAAAUAAGUAUUUUACGAUCCUUAAUAUAAGACCAUUCUUUGAUGAAAAUCAAAUAGUUUGGGAUAAAUUAGUUCUAAGUGAACAUUUGACAAGAUCAGGUCUUGAUUCGGGUUGGAGAGAAUUAAUUCCUCCUGAAAGUAACAUAACUAACGUGAGGCCUAUUGCUUAUGGCAUUGAAGAAGAAGUUUCAUUAUUGGAUUUGGAAGAAUCUGAACUUAAGUAUUAUUAUGGAACAGAACCAUGGGCU